AUGGAAGAGCGUCUGAAUCCUCAUGCGUCUUUCAAUCGUAUGGACAGACCGAACUUUGCCCAGGAGCAAUCUUAUGCCGAUGCAAAUCUGGCUCAUUCUCGACACAUGUCAAUGCCUGAUAUAUCUCUGGGUCAUGGACACAUACAGUAUAACAUGAGCCCGCAGCAACAAGGCCCUCUUCCACAGCUUACACCAGCGCGCACUUACGCUGGACCUGAAUUCACACCAGUACAGGAGUUCCCUCCUAGAGUAGCGACACCUGGGAUGCCAUCUCACGCAUACGACCCGCAACUAAUCUCCAUGGAACAUGCCCACAUGGAUGGACUGAUGUCCGGACCGUUCGGGGUCGGUGGACUGCCCUCAAAUUCGCCAGGACAGUCCCAGGAUAUGCUGCAUUUCUGGCUGGCCCAGGCAGACAACGACCUCGGUUAUGGUGCAUUGACAUUGCCAGAUGUAAUCGAUACUCCAUACACACCAGAUCCCACUCAUAGACUCGCAUGUCUAUCGGUGCAUAGAGCUGCAACAUCGGAGACCAGUGACACUGCCUCUACAGGUAACAUACCUAACGAGCGAUUUGCCAGAGUUGAAAACUGUUGGUUGGCAAAGAAUAAUGGAACUCAUCAUCUAGCACCGUCACUUUGGUCUGACAUCCUCCGAAGUCCGGGCCCGAAUCUAUUCUCAACCGGUCCUUCGCCGCCUCAUGAGAAGCUAGACAGCCGUUGGGGAGUGAACGCUGCACUUCGCUGCCGCCUAGAAGCAGAAUUUGGCGCGCAUGUGCUACACACUACCGGGUCCUCUGCGAAACGCCCCAGCACUUUCCCUCCUGCGGAGGUCCUGGAAAUAUGUCUGGAUCAUUACUUCCGCCGGUUUCAUCCAAUGGCUCCAUUUAUCCACGUCCCAUCUUUUGAUGCUUCAAAUACUCCUCUUCCCUUGCUCUAUGCAAUGUGCAUGAUUGGGCUCAGUGCCUUGGAAUCAAGCAAUGGUGGCAACUUCAUAUCGAAUGCUUUUACUAUACUGUUGCGGAGAGUUCAUAACGACCUAGCGAUUAGUGCGAUCACUCCUACAGCUCCUCAUGCGCGGUUGGCCAUCUUUGCGGCUGGGUUCUUGACCUUGUGUCUAGCUGCCUUGUCAGGAGAUAAAGAUCGACUGGCGCAGUCUCAGACCCUCUAUGCCAUACUAAUAGCUACUGCACAGAGGCAGGGGUUGUUCUCCGUUGAGGAGCUCGAUGUCGAGGACGCCAUUUCUGACGUUGACGACGAGAAUCUGCGAUGGUUAACUUGGGCUCGAAUCGAAACCGUCAAAAGACUCAUCGUAGCUUUGUUAACCACUGACUGGUGGUUUUCCGCGAACUCUUCUGCCAGCCCCGCGAUACGACCGGAGACAUUACAGCUGUGUCUUCCAUGCGAUGAUGUCCUGUUUCGAGCGGAGUCGGCUCAGCGAUGGAAACAAUUGCAACAGAUUGGGAAAAGGAUAUCCAUGCCGAUGAUUAAGCCACGAACAUUCAACCUGGAAGGAGCUCUGGAUUCAGUCAUACUGCUAGACCCUCCUUUGGAUGCUCCAGGACAGUACACAUUGCUUUCGGCCAUCAAGCUUUGCGUCUGUGACGCCCAACACAGACACUUCCUCCCAACGGAUGACUGGGAUAGGCAUGAUCACCUUAUCCCGUGGGAGACGUAUCAAGACGAUUUAAGGGCACGUUGCUUAGUACAGACUACGCUGGCUCUCGCACCGGUGAUCACCGGGUCAGCCAAGACUGCCGACCUCAAUUCUCUGGUUUUAUGGCACAAUAUUUGCCUGACGCUGAACUCCAACAUGCAAAUAUUCGAACUCGCAGCAGGUCGGGCAGGCGCCGGUCCAGCUGGCAAAGCGCUCGCGGACGUGGAAGACUGGGCCCGCACUUCGUCGGCUCGUCGCGCUUGUAUACAUGCUGCGCAGACAUUCAAGUUGCUCAGCAAUCGUAAGGUCUCAGAGAGUAUCACCCUGAAUUCCAUGUCUGCUCUCUUCUGCUCUGCUCUUAUUCUCGGUCUGUAUUUGUUCACUGUACAGAACUCGGAAGCCGAGACUGCACGUUUGCCGUAUGAGGUGAUGGACGAUGUUGACUGGACAAUUGUUGGGAAUGCAGGCAUGGCAGAGACUUCACCCGGGAACAGUCCAGGCAUGAUGUUUGAGUCUUCUCAUGCCUCAAAUGUGACUCGUACAUUCAUCGAGAUGGGCGGACCCGUAUCGAUCAAUGGUGUUGUUGCCACCAGCGGCUUCCAGACCGCGAGACGUACGCUGUUGGACUUUGCACACUUGAUGGACGGUAUAGGGACAUGGAAGCCUCGGACGUUAUCUCGAAUCCUGCACAUUAUGUCUGACGUGUUGGAGGAGUCGCUCUGA
This is a messenger RNA of Aureobasidium subglaciale EXF-2481, 2379 nucleotides long. RefSeq lists its product as uncharacterized. Gene Ontology annotation, molecular function: DNA-binding transcription factor activity, RNA polymerase II-specific; RNA polymerase II cis-regulatory region sequence-specific DNA binding; zinc ion binding. The record is from RefSeq and is a predicted model, not a curated record. Lineage: Eukaryota; Fungi; Ascomycota; Dothideomycetes; Dothideales; Saccotheciaceae. Gene Ontology annotation, cellular component: chromatin. The coding region runs from base 1 to 2379 and encodes 792 amino acids. The transcript is spliced from 5 exons. Gene Ontology annotation, biological process: DNA-templated transcription; regulation of transcription by RNA polymerase II.